GGGUGUUGAUAAUUGAUGGCUCUGCGUUCGCUCUCUCUCCAGGCCACGACGCCCAUGUUUCGCGAGUACAUCGCUCAGGUUCUGAAGAACUCCAAGGCCAUGGCCGACGCGCUGCUGAAGAAGGGCUUCACACUCGUCUCCGGAGGAACCGAUAAUCAUCUGGUUCUGGUGGAUCUGAGGCCUCUGGGAAUGGACGGAGCGCGUGCGGAACGAGUUCUGGAACUGGUGUCCAUCACGGCCAACAAGAACACGUGUCCCGGAGACAAGAGCGCGCUCACGCCCGGUGGCCUUCGACUGGGAACCCCUGCACUCACGUCACGCCAGUUCAAGGAAUCAGACUUUCAUCAGGUUGUGGAUUUCAUAGAUCAGGGCAUCAAGAUCGCUGUGGACGUGAAGACCAAGACCAAGAAACUGUCUGAUUUCAAGAGUUUCCUGCUGGAAGACGCAGAGACGGCGUCUCGUAUCGCUGAUCUGCGUUCACGCGUCGAGGCUUUCGCCCGUCCGUUCCCAAUGCCUGGAUUCCACGACCAUUAAACCGGAGAUCUGGGUAAAACGGAGCGGAUCGAUUCCCGUGAACACACACCUACGAAGAGGCCUAUUUUUCUUUUAUUUCUUUAGCUUUAUGAUCAAUCACUAGUUUAUUAAUCAUUCACUGGUACUGAAAGUCUUAAAGUGACCAGUAGUGCAUGUAGGAAAUCUCCCAAUC
Rhinichthys klamathensis goyatoka is the source of this 706-nucleotide messenger RNA. Its product is annotated as serine hydroxymethyltransferase, mitochondrial-like. NCBI's taxonomy places the organism in Eukaryota, Metazoa, Chordata, Actinopteri, Cypriniformes, Leuciscidae. The record is from RefSeq and is a predicted model, not a curated record. The transcript has 4 exons. Gene Ontology annotation, molecular function: cobalt ion binding; mRNA regulatory element binding translation repressor activity; glycine hydroxymethyltransferase activity. Gene Ontology annotation, cellular component: nucleus; mitochondrial matrix; cytoplasm. Gene Ontology annotation, biological process: L-serine catabolic process; regulation of oxidative phosphorylation; purine nucleobase biosynthetic process. Bases 16 to 534 code for a protein of 172 amino acids.